AUGGUUGGCCAACCACUUGACCUUUGUUUGCGAACCAGCAAAGACAGGAGUAAUAAAAACUCUGGGCAUCAGGAUUUUAUCAAAUCUACUAAGAACCCGUUGAGAGUUGUGGAAGAUAUAGCAUCAACCAAGAAUUCGUUGAGUGUCAUUACAGCACCAGGAUAUGGGAUUGAGGAUAAUGAGAAAAUGGUACAGAGAUGGCUUCAGCAUAUGCCGAGAGAUAGGAUGAUUUCGACCGAGUAUAGUCCGUAUCCCAAAGCGACACCUAAAUCUAACGCCAGAAAGACGUCCUUAGAGCGAAAUGAGGACUCUUACGAUAACAACAUUAACGUCAAGCUUUACAACGAGCCACUCUGGAGAAUCUUUAGACGGGAGGGAACAGAGAUGAUCAUUAACAGAUCUGGAAGGCUCAUGUAUCCACGCGUGGAGGUAACCGUGGAAGGCCUUAAUACAGGCAGUAUGUAUAGCGUCGAGAUGGUCGUGAUUGCUGUGGAUGACAAGCGCUACAAGUACAAGGACAACAUGUGGUCAGCAAUUGGCAAGUCCGACGUGCGUCAUCCAAUCACUCCUUAUAAACACCCUAGCUCACCUGCUAUGGGAUCUCAUUGGAUGAAAGAUAUUCUGUCCUUCGGACAUGUGAAACUGUCUAAUCAUGGAGGCCCUGGCAAGAUUUGCCUCCAGUCAAUGCAUAAGUAUAUGGUACAGAUCGAUGUGAUACAUCACGACACGAUGGACCAAUCGUACCACUUCACCCUCCCUGGUACGGAGUUCAUCGCUCUUACUGCAUACCUCAACGAAAAAAUCACCGACCUCAAAAUCUCGCAUAAUCCUUUUGCGAGAGCGUUCAAGAACAAGAAACUAUCAAUGGAAAAUCAAGGACACGACAGAUUCUUCUACAUCAACCUCUUCCCUGGAUAUUUCCUACAACGAAACCAACAUGGACAGCUUUCCACCAAACUGUAUGAUGAACGUGAUGCUGAGUGA
This is a messenger RNA of Ylistrum balloti, 984 nucleotides long. Its product is annotated as T-box protein VegT-like. Gene Ontology annotation, biological process: positive regulation of DNA-templated transcription; cell fate specification; regulation of transcription by RNA polymerase II. Gene Ontology annotation, molecular function: DNA-binding transcription factor activity, RNA polymerase II-specific; RNA polymerase II cis-regulatory region sequence-specific DNA binding. Lineage: Eukaryota; Metazoa; Mollusca; Bivalvia; Pectinida; Pectinidae. Gene Ontology annotation, cellular component: nucleus. The record is from RefSeq and is a predicted model, not a curated record. Bases 1 to 984 code for a protein of 327 amino acids. The transcript is spliced from 5 exons.